AUGUCUGUCAGUGUCACCAGCUCUGAAGCUGAUAUUAUGGUUCCCGAAUCCCGACAUGGGCCCGAUAACAACAUAGAUGAAUCCAGAAAACCGGUAGCUCCCCGACAGAGGACACGUUGGAUGGAAAGGUCGAGCGUGCGCGACCACUUUCAGGUUUCUGAGUCCAGCGGUAUCAAGACUGCUAGCUGUAUAUAUUGCGGAAGAUCCUUCAGUGAAAGCAAGUCUACUGGUAACCUCUCAAAACACAUAAGAAACGUUCAUCCUAUGCAAUUCAGGUCUCAAAAAGCCGCGACCUCAAAAGAGGAUUCCAUAGGUAGACUAACAAAAUCUCAAUCACUUCAAUUACCUGCGAAUAUAAUUCAGGAAUGCAAACAUAGUCCUGGUGCAAUCGCUACGAUUGGUUUUCUGGCGGAAAACUUCAUUCCAGUGUCACUCGUCAGUUCAGCCACUUGGAAAUGGCUCUGUAAGGUGUGCCCUGAAACAUCAUUGAUACAUUCCGAAAUCUCGAUAAACACAAAAUUGAACGUAUACUCUAGAUGGUUCGAUGACGCGCUGAUAGCAAACAUGGAACAUACCGACUACAUAAAUCUAGUGCUGGAUAACUGGUCUGGUGCAAAUGGUCGCUACUACUUGGGUAUAACAGCCUCUUAUACUCCAAAUAUGCUUAAUGAAAAAGUGCUGAGUAGCUUGGGAGAGCAAGCCCUUCUCAGCAAUUUUGGAGAUCCUUCCAAUAGCCAUUUGCUGGAUCUGGUUGACAUUGGCGAUCAGCCUCAUACUGACGAGUGCUUGUUAGCUGCGGUUACAGAUGUUCUAGAAAGGUUCAAAAUAGCGGGCAAAAUUGGAUCCCUUACAUCUGGCGGGGCUCCCUUCAAGACUUCUCGGCAAGGUGAGCUUCUAGAUAGGCUUGUGAAGCCAGAAAUUUUGCAAAGAGCCAACAGACUCUACCACAUUCGAUGCGCAAACUGCAUCUUGGAUGCCAUUUUUCGAAACAUAGUACAGCGUUUGCUGGAAAAUGAGAAAUUCAAGAUGGGUUUGAAGCAGGUAGGUGCGCUAGCCAAAGUAAUGAAAGGAUCACCUUUUUUAAAGACAGCUUUGGCAGAAGCCGAGUUGCCAAUGAUUCCAUCAAAUCUCGGACUCGGAUGGAUUUGCAUUUGGGAUCAGCUCGCCACAUUUCUGGAACACCGUCAGAGAUAUUCACAGUGGAUUGACAAUUUACGAAACUCUUCAAAAAAAUAUCAUCUCCCUUCAACUAUAGACCAACAAAUUGAGCUUCCUAUUGGUACCAUACAGUUGCUUGAGUAUUUCGUCAGUUGCUGCUCAAUCUUUCGGACUCUCAGCAACAGCCUACAGGAUGACGCUGUGAACAAUAUUUCAAAUGCCGUGACAUUCUAUUGCACAAUGAAAAAGUACUUCGAAUUGUGUAGCAUUGGCGAAGCAGAGGUCAUAGAGACAACCUCAGAAGGUUCUUUUGAUUUCACAUUCAUAAAUGGAGCGCCUGAUCACUCCAAAGAUGUGAGGCGCCCUGUUUUGGAAGCCGUUCUUUCAGCACGGCAAAAGUUCGAUGAAUACUUCAAUGCCUUCAAGGAAAACGAGAUAUACUUCGUUGCAGCAUUUCUGGACCCCUCUUUGAAGUUUGAUUGCUUUAGCGAGCUUAUGGUUGGAGAGGAAGGCGAGCAGCAGUUCAAGAAGGUUGAAUUGUAUCUAAAGAGUUAUCUCGCAGAGUGUCAAUCCAAGAACCGAUCAGUACCGCGGAUAGAAGUUCCAAGCGUUGCAGGGACAAAAGGCAGUCGAAUCAACAAACUUCCUAGGCCGAACAUGAGGACCAAGCAUUCGAUAGUGAAGGCCUACCAAGUUUUGGAAGAAUGGGAAAGGUAUAAGGCUGAUGGUGAGUUGACUUCAGAAACUGCAACAGAUGCUGUGAGAUGGUGGUAUUCUCGCAGGCGGGUUUAUCCGAACUUGUUUCCUCUGGCUGUGUCAAUGAUAUAUACAAAGUUCAGCAAAAGUAGACCAGAGGGAACUUUUUCCAUCAGCGAGACCUUUACGCAGAAAAAUCAUCUAUCCAUCGAAAGUGAGAGCACGAAGAAACUGAUAGUUUUGAGAGACCGCUUUUCGAAAUUCGGUCUUUUUGGUGAUGAGCUUGGUGUCUCUAUGAGAAACGGCGAUGGCUUCGAAAGCCUGUCACUUUCGAAUUCGGGUGGUGAUUUAGCAGAUGAAGAGGAUCUUCUCAAUUCUCUGCUUCAGCAUUCUAAUGAUGAUAAGUGA
This is a messenger RNA of Lachancea dasiensis, 2262 nucleotides long. NCBI's taxonomy places the organism in Eukaryota, Fungi, Ascomycota, Saccharomycetes, Saccharomycetales, Saccharomycetaceae. The record is from the annotation of a GenBank genome assembly.